This is a messenger RNA of Amphimedon queenslandica, 2362 nucleotides long. RefSeq lists its product as uncharacterized. The transcript is spliced from 11 exons. Lineage: Eukaryota; Metazoa; Porifera; Demospongiae; Haplosclerida; Niphatidae. Bases 346 to 2343 code for a protein of 665 amino acids. The record is from RefSeq and is a predicted model, not a curated record.
GUGUAAAAAGCAUAAUGUUGACCUAAUUCCCAUUACAAAAUCAAAGCUAAAAUUAAGCCUAAUACAAACUGAUGCCAUAGCAUAGUAAUAAAAAGUACAAAUGGCAGCAAGCAAACCAGUAGUAGGAACAUUUCCUAUAAUAUUAGGUAGGUUAAUCUGUAUUUUUUGCAUUAAGUGCUUACUUUAUCAUUAGAUAUUAGCAAGUUAAGUCAAAUCGUACAGAUUUUAAAGCAAUAUAAGUUUCCUGAGGCAAAAUGGUUCGAAUUGGGUUUAAAUUUAGGUUUGCUCCAUCCUACACUGGAAGCUAUUGAGGCUACUCAUAGAGGAAAUACUUCACGUUGCCUGAUGGAGUGCUUGACAAAGUGGCUGAGUAAAUCUGAUAAAAGUGUGUAUCCUCUUACCUGGCAAUCAUUGGCUAUUGCUACUAGAAGAUCAAAUGUAACAACAGUUGCUGAAAAUGUUCAAAAAACAAUGGUUGAUCCUGCCAGCCAACUACUACAGCAUUACAGUAGUAGAAUAUCUCAAGCAAUACUCUCGGAGGAAUCAGUUGAUCUGUUACAUACAGAAGGACUGAUAUCUGAAGAGACAAUGAGGGAAGUGAAGAGUUGCGGACACACACUAUUCGAUGGUACAAUGAAAGAAAUAUACACAGCAGUAGCAAAUGAUCAUAAUAAAUUAAAGUCCUUUGCUCUAAUUUUAUUUAAAACAAAAGACACUGCCAAUAUGGCCAAUGAGUUAAUGAGGCAUUGUGAGGAUGUUAUUUUUGAAUCUGAAAGUGCACCUGAAGACAACAGUGAUCCUGUGAUAUCAAGUGCCAUUGAAGAAACAAGAGUUCAAAUGACAGAAUUUGAAUUUCAGAUUUCAGAGGAAUAUACUUAUCAUUUUGACAAAAUGAGAGGUGGUUUCGGAUCGUUCUAUUUCAAAGUCACUCGACUGAUAUCCUGCACUAUCACAGUGAACCUUCUUGAAGAGUUCAUAGAAUUUGUUGAUGAUUGCUAUCCUGAGCUAGGUCCCAACCUAGCCUCUGCUGCUACAGUGAAAGAUGUAAUGAAAGCUAUUAGAACCAAGUGCAAUGUCAUCAAUAUUGCUCCAGUAGAGGAAGUUGUAAGCUUUUACAGCAUAAAGGAAGCUAAGCCAUUGAUAACAGAUUAUAAAGUAACAGUUGAUGAGUUUUGUUGCACAUUCAAACUUCAAUUCCUGCUUGAUAAAAAGCUGUCAACAAGUGAUUUUCUUGUUUGUGAAACAAUUGAGUUUGUUCUAGACUGGGAUCCUGCUGAGCACUUAUUGAAUGAUAUUCGUCGUUUAAUGGAGAAAGCAUUCAAAGGAUUGAGCAGAAGGAUCAUAGUCAAAAGCAUGCAUAAAGGCAACUCCAUCAUCAUCAUUUGUGGUGCUCCAGGUCAUCUAAUAAAUGCUUUGCAAUUGAGGGUUCGUGAUAAUCUUUCUGUACUGCAACAAGAAUUUGAUUUGAUGCGAUUAAAAAUUGGACACUACACUGUAUAUGACAUAAUGAUCAAAAAGAAAGAACAAAAAAUCAUUGCAGAGCAGAUAGAAAUGUGUGAAGGAGAAAUACAAAAGCUGAAUCCAUACAAUGAUGACAAUAAAAAUCUCCUAAAUAAUCAAGCACCAAAAAUUUUAUCUCUAAUAAAAAAUCAAGAAUUCAUUCGUAGCACUAUGAAGUCAUCGGAUUAUAAGCUAAAGUUGAAACAAAUUGAAAGAGAAAAAUCUGCAAGUACAAAAAAGCGAAUGCUAUUAAGAGAAAAUGAACAUUUACAGUCGACUCUAAGGGUCAGAAUAAUACAAAAGGAAGCAUUACAGCACAAUGAACAAGAGAUUGAGAAACUACAAGAAAGCAUAUCAUUUAUUAGUGUACAGUUGUUGAACAAUAAAGAAAAGCUAACACAUGUAUUCACACAAACAACAUUAUCGUCAAGUGGAUCUAUUUGUGUAGCACAAGCUGAUUAUAAUAACACAAUUAUCUCAUUCAAAAAGGGUGAAAUAUUUCAGUUAAGUAAGAAUGGGUAUGAGGUACAGUCACUGGAGACUGGUCAGAAGGGAGCUGUUCCCAUUAGUUGUGUUGGUCCUUCGUUAUUAGAAUCACUUCACUUGUUUCAAUUUGCAAUGACCAAUCAAACUCUGCCACUUCCACCGAUACUCCUUGAUGAAACAAUCAGUGAUGAUGAGAAAGCAAAGCAUUUUAUAAAAAUAAUUGCUGAUGAUAAUCACACUCUACAGUUACUAAGGACACAAAAUUUUAAGCAGCACAAAUUUUUUGUGGCUAUUUACUACCGCCAAGCAUAUACUGAACAAGAUUUAUCUUUUAAAAAAGGCAAGAUUAGUAAAUAAAAAAUUAUGCCCAUUGCAU